GUUGGAUAUCGCCAGUGUCAUUUGCGGCGCUGAGAACAUUUUCUCCGAUAAUGUUGGCCGCGAUGGUUAUGCAAGCUGGCUCCUCAUGAAUCAGAGAAGGUUCCCUUGGACCAACGCAGAGGUUGUAGCUGGUUUGAACACCAUUGUGCAGUGGGCUCUCACUCAGGGCGGCCGGGUGAAUCCGGCUAUUAGCCCAUCGCAUCUUCAUGGACUAGCUGUCGGUGCUUUCGCCCUGUCAUGGUUCCACUAUAAUCACGGAUCUAUCACGACCAACAACGUGAUCCCCUCUGCAUCUUUGCAGGGUGGCGCUAGUGCCACCAUGUGUCAACUGCAGACGGCGACGCAAUGUGGAGUUGGGUGCGGCAUUCAGUCAUGGGCGCCUCAGUACGCCUGUUCAACAUCCUGUGCAAAUGUCACAAGUUGCGACGCCCAGUCCGCUCUCACCACCACACUCACCACUAUCAUGACGGCUGUUGGGCCGGAUUCAACUGGUUCUUCAUCAGCGGAUCAAGGGCAGCAGAUUGCCGUAGCAUCAUCCAUCAACCCGCUUAGUGAUCCAGCAGCUUGGGAUAGGUUGAUCGACUACAAUGCGGAUAAGAUGCCUAUCUGAGUUGCGAAUGUCGUUAACGGUCCAGAUUCGUCCGUUGACACCAGUUGGCAGGAUGUUAUCCAGCGAGCCUCUUCGGCUGGAAAAACUGUUCUCGGAUAUGUUCGUACUGGUUAUCUUGGUGUAAGCGACUAGAAGUUCUAGACUCGGCUGGGCUCCGGUGACUUGACAGAUUGGACUGCGCAAAUUGAAGAGGAUAUCGAUAUGUGGUAUAAGCUUCUCUAACUAGUGAUUUCAACUCGCUUAGUGGGAACUGCUGGGGAGACCAGACUCGCGG
This is a messenger RNA of Aspergillus eucalypticola CBS 122712, 884 nucleotides long. RefSeq lists its product as uncharacterized. The record is from RefSeq and is a predicted model, not a curated record. The transcript has a single exon. Bases 86 to 610 code for a protein of 174 amino acids. NCBI's taxonomy places the organism in Eukaryota, Fungi, Ascomycota, Eurotiomycetes, Eurotiales, Aspergillaceae.